UGCUCGAGACGCCUUGAGAUCAGUGCCGAAAAUUUUGCUUCACGUAACUAUUUCGACACUUCAUUUCUCUCGAUCCAAAACUCGCGCGCGCAUCAACCACGUAUCAAAUUACCAACUUGGCAACUUCCAAUCUGGCCGAGGCUGGAACGUUGCGCGUUAAAAACUUUAUGCAACUCUAAGCAAAUGUACUCUACAGAACUUACAGUUUUCUAAACUUUUGAAGCAUAACAGUGUAAACAGACUCUAGAUUGCGGAUCAUAGUGCGUUGUUUGGUCAGAGUGAUCUGACAAUCUUAGAUUCUUAGCAGCGCACGAUACGUGCAAUGUACUAUAUACUUAUACGUCGACGAUAGGUCCUUUGUUUAUGUUCAGUUUCAUUGCAAAUGCUGGUGAAUGAUCUUCGCAAAUUUUUCUCAGGACUGUGAGAAAUCGUGACGGUGCAAGCUGUGGGGUGUAAAAAUAUAUAAACUAACAGUACAGUAUUCAUAACCAUGAAUCAAAGUUGGCAGAGCAAUAACCUGAAAGUGGAGCUCCUUGUGGGAGUGAGGACGAAUCCUCUUGAAAAAUUAAAUAUCCUCAAAAUGAAAAAUGUGGAUUUAACUGACAGAUCGGAAUCACUGAGAUCCGAAGUAGCUGAACAGACUAAUAUACCGAAGGAUGCAUUUGAUCUCAUUUAUGGAGGUGCUAUUAUAGAAGAUGAAACACCUUUGGAAGCUUAUGGUAUAAAGAAUGGGUCGCUGAUUCAUUUUUUGAAGAAAAAAGAGGUGGAAAAAACAGCAGCUUCAACAGCUUCUGCAAGUGACUCUGAACCAAACAUAAAAAUGUUAAUUUCAGUAUUUCAAUCAUUCAUUGGUAUACCAUUGCUUCAACUGGCAAUGCGGCAUAUGACUAAGAGGCCUGAAGUCAUAGAGAAUAUUAUUUCAUCCUCUCCUGGACUAAGCGAAGAUGCCGUUGCAAUAGCAAUCUUGCAUGACCCUGAUCUGAUAGUUCACUUCAACAAUGCUGAAACCAUCAGAAAGAUUGCCAAGCUGCACCCAUCUCUCCUGGAGGCAGCACAGCACAUCGCUUCAGCAGUCCACGACGAAGCUCACAACUUAGCAGCUUCAGCAAACUUACACAACAACACAGCCAACGCAGCGACCACAGGCCAUUCCUACAGUUUAGAAAACUUGAGCGACGACGAAGAAAUGGCCGGAGAUUCUUCCCAAUCCUCGGAUUCACCUCAACCGUCCAACAGUGCGAAUCAAUCCCGAAUUCAGUCCAACAGACUGAGCGUGGCUGACUUUUUUGCAGCGAUCACGAGAGCGCAAAGAUCAAACUCGAACAACGGAGGAACUGGCAGUGCAAGUACGGCUAGUUCGUCCUCUGUUUCUCGGUCGAACUCCAACAGUGGUGGAGUCAUCACCGUCGACUUUUUCAACGAGGCGAUGCAACGAGCAAUUGCCACAACUCCAUCCUUGAACAAUGACUCCUCGAACUCGCAGUCACAACCGCCCUCGGCCUCGUUCACGCCGCCCAACUCAUCGAGUGGCAGCAGCAAUGACAUGCAGAGACAGAUAUCGAUCAUGCACGAGAUGGGCCUGUUGAACGACGCGAUAAACCUUCAGGCUCUGCAAAUCACCAACGGGGAUGUUCAGGCUGCGAUUGAAUUAGUGCUAAAUGGUUUUGGAGACAAUUGAGACUAGAUAAGCUACAUACAUACUGUUCUUUUAUUACCGUAUUUCUAUUUUAAAUUAAAUUAAUUAUUAAGAAUGUACACACCUCGAACAUUAUUUACUAUCUACUUUGA
Messenger RNA from Nasonia vitripennis (jewel wasp), 1788 nucleotides. Its product is annotated as ubiquitin-like protein 7. Gene Ontology annotation, biological process: ubiquitin-dependent protein catabolic process. The record is from RefSeq and is a predicted model, not a curated record. The transcript is spliced from 5 exons. Gene Ontology annotation, cellular component: cytosol. Lineage: Eukaryota; Metazoa; Arthropoda; Insecta; Hymenoptera; Pteromalidae. Gene Ontology annotation, molecular function: polyubiquitin modification-dependent protein binding. Bases 491 to 1678 code for a protein of 395 amino acids.